AUGCUGCUGCGGCGGCUCCCGGCGCUUUCGGGAAGCCGUCGGCAGGGCGGCGACUGCAUUUUGAAUUUCAAGUUUUUGAAUUCUUUUUCUUUUUCUUUUUUUAAUUUUCCUUUUUUAAUUCAACUUCCUUUUCUUUCAGUUCGAGAUCUCCCGCGGCUUCCGCUGCUGCAGCAGCCCCGCAGCAGCAGCAAGCAGCAGCAGCAGCAGCAGCAGCAGCAGCAGCAGCAAAGCCAAGACCGGAGCAGCAAAAUGGCUAUGCGCGCCGUGCGCAACCGGCAGUCAGCAGCAGCAGCAGCAGCAGCUGUGGGGCCCUACGCGCGGCCUGCUGCAGCAGCAGCAGCAGCAGCAGCAGCAGCAGCGGGACGCUCCCUGGUCUCAAGACCCAUCGCCGUGACCGCCCGCAGCAGCAGCAGCAGCAGCAGCAGCAGCAGCAGCAGCAGCAGCAGCACAGCUGGCUUCCCGCUGCAGAAGAAAUAUGGACAACAUCUUCUCAAAAAUCCGGGAGUUCUCGACAAAAUAAUGGCAGCAGCAAACAUCAGCAGUUCUGAUGUGGUUUUGGAAAUUGGGCCAGGCAAGAAACUUUUCUUUUAA
Molecule: messenger RNA, 591 nt
Organism: Eimeria necatrix
Lineage: Eukaryota; Apicomplexa; Conoidasida; Eucoccidiorida; Eimeriidae
Exons: 1
Coding region: 1-591 (196 amino acids)
Source: RefSeq, a predicted model, not a curated record